AUGGAAGAUGCACGGGCUAUCUUAAAGAAAAUUCAAACACCCAUUCAACGAAAUGUUAGUCGGUGUGGGUUGACUGGAGUUAUAUUUGGUACUUGUUUAAUGUUUAUUGGAUUAAUAUUAUUAAUAUUUUUAUUGUGUUGGCCUGAAACCUUAGUGUAUUGGGAAAGAAAUAAAUGUUUUGCAAUGCAAUCAUCUUUAAAACUAAGUUCAAUUGAUAGGUAUGUAAAUGAAAGGUUAAGAGCUGUUAUUAUUGAUACUAGAACUCUUAACCCAACAAAUCAAACUUAUUUUAAUGAUUUUGUUCCUUUCUAUACUGAAGCAAUAAAUCAAAAACUUGAUGUAUAUAUGACUAUGAAUCCUGAUAGUAUUUCUAGUAUUAACAAUAUUUAUUCUUCAUAUGAAAUUAAAGGAGUUUUUGUUGAUCAAAAUAAUUUAAAGAACACAGAAGAAAUAAGAUAUGUUUUUGAUCAAGUAAAUGAACAUAAAGUUAAACGAAAUAGUCAAUUUAUUUCUGGUCUCAUUACUGAGUUUGGUGGUAUUGUUGAUCGUUAUUAUUAUGAUUGUGCAUUAUUUAUGGUUCAUUCAAAGAUUUCUACUGAAGUACUAUCAUUAACUCAGCAAGAACUUAAAAAAGGAUUAACACUAAUUGGGUUCCGAAUUUCAGAUUUUAAUAAUGACAUUACCCAAGUCUUUGAUAUAGCCAACUAUGUAGAUACUUUUUGUGAUUCUAAUGCCAACUUCUUUGGAUAUGUGAUCAUGUUUGACUAA
Messenger RNA from Entamoeba dispar SAW760, 768 nucleotides. RefSeq lists its product as uncharacterized. The record is from RefSeq and is a predicted model, not a curated record. The transcript has a single exon. The coding region runs from base 1 to 768 and encodes 255 amino acids. Lineage: Eukaryota; Evosea; Mastigamoebida; Endamoebidae.